This is a messenger RNA of Sphenostylis stenocarpa, 1686 nucleotides long. The record is from the annotation of a GenBank genome assembly. NCBI's taxonomy places the organism in Eukaryota, Viridiplantae, Streptophyta, Magnoliopsida, Fabales, Fabaceae.
AUGGGACAUCUCACGCUUGCUCCAGCAUGGGUUUUCAUUCUGUUAGCUGUGUCUUCUGUGGCUUCUGCGGGUAUUGUGGAAUACACAUUCAAUGUGGCGAACAUGACGAUUCAUAGGUUAUGUAACAACCAAGUUAUAACUGCAGUGAAUGACCAAUUUCCUGGACCUACUAUCCGAGUGCGAGAGGGUGACACUCUUGUGGUCCAUGUGUUGAACAAGUCACCAUACAACAUUACCCUGCAUUGGCAUGGAAUAUUUCAACUUCUAAGUGGAUGGGCAGAUGGUCCUGAAUAUGUCACUCAGUGUCCAAUUCGUCCCAAUCAUAACUUCACUUACAGAUUCAAAAUCGAAGGACAAGAGGGAACUCUUUGGUGGCAUGCUCAUGCAUCAUUCCUUCGUGCAACAGUCCAUGGUGCACUUUUUAUCCAUCCUAGGAGAAACCAUCCUUAUGCAUUUCCUAAGCCCUACGACCAAGUUCCCAUCGUAUUAGGUGAAUGGUGGAAAUCCAACGUUAUGGAGUUUAAUGACCAAACACUUACCCCAUCCGUUGCUUUUAUGAUCAAUGGCCUGCCUGGUGACCUAUACAAUUGCUCUCAAGAUCAGAUGUUCAAACUGAAGGUUAAGCCUGGUAGGACCUACUUGUUAAGGAUAAUCAACACCAACCUCAUAAGCCAAAUGUUCUUCAAGGUUGCGAAUCACAGGCUUACUGUGGUCGCCAUUGAUGCAGUGUACACAACACCUUAUGCCACCAAUGUGGUGGUGAUUGCUCCUGGUCAAACCACCGAUGUGCUUCUCAAAACAAAUCAACCAAUUGGUUCUUAUUACAUGGCUGCGUCAAUUUAUAACACGAUUCUAGCAGCAUUUGACAACACCAUAACCAGAGGCCUUGUUGUCUAUGAAGGAUCCAAAUCAACCACUCCUUUGAUGCCAAUCAUGCCACUUUCAAAUGACACAAAAACGGCUAAUCAGUUCUACACUGAACUAACUGGGCUUGUAGAUAGGCCUCACUGGCGCCAAUGUCCAAAUGAAGUGGAUGAGAAAAUGUUCAUUGCAUAUGGGUUGAAUCUAGCACCUUGUCCACAGAAUGAGACAUGUUUUGGCCCGCAACAGACUAGAGUGUCUGCCAGCAUGAACAAUGAAUCUUUUGUUCUUCCUAGUCAGAAGAAAAUGUCCAUGUUGGAAGCAUUCUACUAUAAUGAAAGUGGCAUAUACACCAAGGAUUUUCCAAAUAAGCCUCCCCUAGAGUUUGACUACACCAACACAAAUAAUAGCCUUGACUUCUCUCUCCUAUUUGCACCCAAGUCAACCAAGGUGAAGAAGUUGAAGUACAAUUCGACUGUGGAGAUUGUGUUGCAAAACACUGCGUUGCUUGAUCCAGAGAACCACCCCAUACACAUUCAUGGAUUCAACUUCUUCGUCCUAGCUCAGGGAUUUGGAAACUUCAAUGCUACGCGAGACAGGGUAAAAUUUAAUUUUGUGAACCCCCAGAUGCGAAAUACAAUUGCUGUGCCUCAAGGAGGGUGGGCUGUGAUCAGAUUCAAAGCCAAUAAUCCAGGUAUAUGGUUGAUACACUGCCAUGUCGACAAUCAUCUGUCAUGGGGGAUGAGCACGGCUUUCGAAAUUGAGAAUGGACAUACUCCAUCUUCUACCUUGCCUCCCCCACCUCCUGAUCUACCCACUUGCUGA